UCGGAGGAGGCUCCACUGCUGCCCCGACAGGUCGUCCGGCUCUGGGCACCUCGACAUACUCGACCCAGGCCUCGUUCUUCACGCACGCGCCGACCUUCGACAUGUCCAAGUACGCCAAUCCCCCGCAGCCUCCGCCGCUCUUCACGGGCACCAAGGAGAGCAUCGUGGCCGAUUCCAAGGCUCUGUGCGAGAAGACCCGUGCCAUCCUCGACUCACUCGUCGCCAACAUCAAGCCGGAUGAGGAUCCCGCGGCGGCCACCUUUGACUCGGUUCUCCGGCCGCAGACCGACGACGAGAACGAGAGCUCCCUCAGCGCCCGCAUCCUGGCCUUCUAUCAAUAUGUCUCCGCGGACAGCGCUCUCCGCGAUGCAAGCACCCAGGCUGAGAAGAUCAUGGACGAGUUCUCCAUCGAGAUCAGCAUGCGCGAGGACGUGUUCCGUCUCGUCGAUGCCGUGUACCAGCGAUCGGGGCUCGCGAGCAGCCUGGAGCAGGACAAGGAUCGGCUGAUUGACGACAACCUGGCCAAGAAAGCGGGCCUCGCCGAUGCCGAAAGCGCACGCUUGCUCGAGAAGGAGAGGAAGAACUACAUCCGGAACGGCCUGGGUCUGCCGGAGGGCGAGAAGAGGGAGCGGUUCAAGGCGAUCAAGAAACGGUUGAGCGAGAUCCAGAUUGAGUUCCAGAAGAACCUCAACGAGGAGAACAACGGAAUCUGGUUCACCGAGGACGAGCUCGACGGCGUCCCGCAGGACGUUCUGGAUACCCUGGAGAAGGGAACCGGCGAGAACGAGGGCAAGCUCCGGCUCACCUUCAAGUACCCGGACCUGUUCCCCACGCUCAAGUUCGCCAAACGCCCCGAGACCCGUCGGAGGGUGUUCAUCGGGAGCGAGAACAAGUGCAACCAGAACGUCCCUCUCUUCAAGGAGGCGAUCCUCCUCCGCGACGAGGCUGCCCGCCUCCUCGGCUACCCAAAUCAUGCCGCGUUCCGGAUUGAGGACAAGAUGGCCAAGACGCCCAAGACCGUGCUGGACUUCCUGGGAGAUCUGAAGACCCGCUUGGCCGCCGGAGGUGCCAAGGAAAUGGACCAUCUCCUAUCGCUCAAGAAGAAGGACCAUGAGGCCCGCAAUCUCCCCUUCGAUGGGAACUACUACCUUUGGGACCACAGGUUCUACGACCGGAUGAUGGUGGAGCAGGAGUACAGUGUUGAUGAGAAUGCCAUCGCCGAGUACUUCCCGCUCCAGUCGACUGUCGCCGGCAUGCUCCGCAUCUUCGAGGAGCUCUUCGGCCUCGUCUUCGUCGAGCUGUCACCGGAGGACCGCAAGCGCAUCUCGCCCACCGGGAAAGCCGAGGACAUUGCGUGGCAUGAGGAUGUCAUCAUCUUCAGCGUGUGGGAUGAUGAGGGCGAAGGGGGCGGGUUCGUCGGCUACCUCUACCUCGAUCUUCAUCCCCGCCCCGGCAAAUACGGCCACGCAGCCAACUUCAGUCUCCAACCUGGCUUCCUGAGGGCCAACGGGACCAGACGCUACCCGGCCACCGCGCUCGUAUGCAACUUCAGCAAGCCCACUCCCAAGAAGCCGUCCCUCCUCAAGCACGACGAGGUUGUCACGCUCUUCCACGAGCUCGGCCACGGCAUCCAUGACCUUGCCGCCCGCACGCAGUAUGCCCGGUAUCACGGCACCUCUACCGUCCGUGACUUCGUCGAGGCCCCGAGCCAGAUGCUGGAGAACUGGUGCUGGACGCCGAGCCAGCUCAAGAACUUGAGCAGCCACUACGAGACGGGCCAACCCAUCCCGGAUGAUCUCAUCGAGAAGCUGAUCGCCACCAAGCACGUCAACGAUGCCCUCUUCAACCUGCGCCAGCUGCACUUCGGCCUGUUUGACAUGGCCGUCCACACGCCCAAGACCCAUGAGGAGCUCGAGCAGCUGGACGUCAGCAAGCUGUACAACGACCUGCGCGUGCAGAUCUCGCAGAUCAAGGGGCCCGAGGCGCAGGGCGAGCCCAGCACCUGGGGCCACGGCGAAGCAACGUUUGGCCAUCUCAUCGGCGGCUACGAUGCCGGAUACUACGGCUACCUCUCGUCGCAGGUCUACUCGACCGACAUGUUCUACACCGUCUUCAAGAGCAACCCCAUGGACCCCGUGCAGGGCCGCCGCUACCGGCACACGGUGCUGGAGAAGGGCGGGUCGCAGGACGAGAUGCUCACGCUCGAGCAGUUCCUCGGCCGCAAGCCGAACUCCGAGGCCUUCUACAAGGAGCUGGGCUUGUCGGAUUGACGUGGUCUUUCUGACAUGGGGUUUUCCUGCGGCGGGGCCUGAUUGCUGGUUGAUGCAUGGAGUAUCCUAGGGUCGUGCUGUCGCAAUCGAUUUAUUUAGCCUCUCGCUGCACGUACUCCGGUAGUCAUGUCGGCCACGGCUCUGUGGCUGUCCCUAUGGAGGUGUGGGUGCGUUGGACUGCGUAAGGCGGGCCCUAAACAGGAAGCGGGUUGAGGCAACUGGCCGCGAAGAGUAAACAAUGAGAAACCAAAACCCUUGGAUGUGCCUGAACUUGAACUCAAACCUGGGGUGCGUUGGGUAGCUGGCUGAUAUGGGUCAAGCUACCCACGAGGGCUCAAGGAUGCUUCAACCACCC
Thermothielavioides terrestris NRRL 8126 is the source of this 2625-nucleotide messenger RNA. RefSeq lists its product as uncharacterized. The record is from RefSeq and is a predicted model, not a curated record. NCBI's taxonomy places the organism in Eukaryota, Fungi, Ascomycota, Sordariomycetes, Sordariales, Chaetomiaceae. The transcript has 3 exons. Gene Ontology annotation, cellular component: mitochondrial intermembrane space. Gene Ontology annotation, biological process: proteolysis; peptide metabolic process. Gene Ontology annotation, molecular function: metalloendopeptidase activity. The coding region runs from base 102 to 2270 and encodes 722 amino acids.